Messenger RNA from Aspergillus saccharolyticus JOP 1030-1, 828 nucleotides. RefSeq names its product putative Yippee zinc-binding protein Moh1. Bases 97 to 429 code for a protein of 110 amino acids. The transcript has 2 exons. Lineage: Eukaryota; Fungi; Ascomycota; Eurotiomycetes; Eurotiales; Aspergillaceae. The record is from RefSeq and is a predicted model, not a curated record. Gene Ontology annotation, cellular component: ubiquitin ligase complex.
UCAUUGCAGGCGUGAUUAUUCGUCUUUCAAAUCUUUGAAACUUUCAGACCCUGAUUGAGCUGGGGGCAGUCGGCAGGCAGUCACGGAUCGAACACGAUGGGUCUUAUAUACAACGUUUAUCUCACCUCCAACAAGAUUUUCGGGUGUAAGCAAUGCAAAACCCACCUGGCCGACUAUGACGACAUUAUUAGUCGGAAUUUCCGGGGCCAGCACGGCAAGGCAUACCUAUUUAACAACGUCGUUAACGUUACCCAGACCGAAGCCGUGGAGCGGAGCAUGACCACCGGGAGGCACAUUGUUCGCGAUAUUGCCUGCCGGCAGUGCAAGGAGACUGUUGGUUGGAAAUAUGACAAGGCCUACGAGGCGAGCGAGAAAUACAAGGAGGGAAAGUUCAUUUUAGAGGAGGAGUUGUUGUGCGUUGUGUGCUAAGGUCUCGGCCUCGGAGAGUCUGAACCGAUAACUACAGUCACAUGCACACAUGGCCUCCAUGAACUGCAUAUCGCUGGUCACUGUGUCAUGAGGACAUCAUGGUACUUGCGCAGAUUCAAGCUGAAGACUGGUUCAUUCAGUGAGCGAUUGAUUAUUACUGUCUUGGUUAUUAUUCAGCGUUGUUACGGCGUCUAAUGGAGCAAACACGAUUGUCUGGCUUCAUGGUUGGUAUUCACCCCAGAAAUAUACACAAAAUUCCUUGAAAAGAAAAGUCAUUGGCUUGAUUGUCAACGCAAAGCGAUGUAUGACCAAUCAAUUUGGGUGUGUGGAGCUAUGCUGCCACUAUUGCCAUGUUAAUCUACCUGACCUCUUUAUGGUCCGGAUGCGAUAGAAUGCCUU